AGGAGAGAGAUCUCUAUAAAUACCAACAUUUCCACCAUCAAAAUGAGUUCCUGCCUUGUUCAAAGAAAAUUUCAACACACUCUUUUAAAUCACUCUACAAAUCCUUAAUCACGAAAGUUUAAUAUUACUUCCGACAAAAUAAUCUAUCUCCAAACUAGUACUCCUGCUGCUACUACUGCUACUACUUCUGCUACUGCUAUUACUAUAGUGUUUAUAUAUUUUUGUUAUUAUUACAAGAGUAUACAAUAUAGGAUUUGGAUCCAAGUUAAUUUCUGAAUCGAUCGAACCAUGGUGAAGACAGAAAAGAAGAUAAUGGAGCAAAACCCAUCAAAGCCAACGCCAUUGACAUUGACAACUGGGAAAAAGAAGUACAAGGGUGUAAGAAUGAGAACCUGGGGCUCUUGGGUCUCAGAAAUAAGGGCACCUAAUCAGAAGACGAGAAUAUGGUUAGGGUCUUAUUCAACGGCUGAGGCAGCAGCCAGAGCAUACGACGCCGCUUUGUUGUGCCUUAAAGGAUCUUCGGCCAAUCUCAACUUCCCUCUCAGCAGUAGUACUAUCUCUUCUCAUCAUCACACCAUGUUCCCAAACGACGUCCUUUUAUCCCCAAAGUCCAUCCAGAGAGUCGCCGCAGCCGCUGCCCAUACUACAACAACCACUUUCCUUAACGACAACAUUAUUAGUAUCAAUAAUGCUGCCACUACCUCUACUGCCACUGCCGCUGCCACUGCUCCCUCGCCGUCGCCGUCGUCUUCGGCGGUGUCAUCGCCGUUUGAUCUGGUUGAUAAUGAUAUUGAUGAAGCCUUUUUAUUGAGGGGUUCAUCAUUUGGGUCCCACAUCGAUAUGUCUAAUAGCUAUGAUCAUCAUAAUCAGGAACAGCACAAGGCUCAGGGUGGUUUUAUUACAAAUAGUUAUAUGGAUCAAUCAACGGCUAUGAUGGAAGCUUGGUACAAUUUUGACGGUCUACAAUCGCCAAAGUGCUUUGAUCAGAUGCUAUUCAAUAAUGGGUGUUUUGACCCACAAUUUAUGGAAGAUCCAUAUGAAGAAAGUGACAUUCCUUUGUGGAGCUUCUGCUGAUUGAGAGAACGUUGUUAGUUUAUUUGAUGGAAUAAACACCCAAAGAAACACAAAAUUUAAAUAUUCAUCAUCAACAUUUACAUUCCAUUAUUCUUUAAUAUAUAUAUCUUCUAUAUUCAUUUUCA
Messenger RNA from Cannabis sativa, 1199 nucleotides. Its product is annotated as ethylene-responsive transcription factor ERF014. Gene Ontology annotation, biological process: regulation of DNA-templated transcription. The record is from RefSeq and is a predicted model, not a curated record. NCBI's taxonomy places the organism in Eukaryota, Viridiplantae, Streptophyta, Magnoliopsida, Rosales, Cannabaceae. Gene Ontology annotation, molecular function: DNA-binding transcription factor activity; DNA binding. The coding region runs from base 289 to 1074 and encodes 261 amino acids. The transcript has a single exon.